CCCCUUCUCUCUCUCUCUCACGCACACACACAAACACAUACACACAAUGGGCAACCAAGAAGUAGAGAGAGAUGAGCCACUGAGCCCGCUGGGCCGGCUGUUCCUCACGCCCGAAAUGCACCAGAUAGUCCACUGCAUCAUGGGCUGCGAGAACCCGAUCGACGUCGCGGCUGCCACGUCCGAAAUCGCCAACUCCGUCAUGGUCCGACUCCCCCGAUUCUCCAGCCUCCUGGUCCGAGACUCUCACGGCCGCGAGCACUGGCGCCAGACCCAAGUUGACGUCCGCCGUCACGUCAUUGUCGUCGAAGAACCCGUCUCUGACGCCGGCGACGAUGAAGAAGCGGUGAACGACUAUGUCGCCGACCUUGCCGUCUCAUUGCCGCUCAGCUACGACAAGCCGCUGUGGGAGGUACACCUGUUGAGAGCUCACAAUUGUAUUGUUUUUCGGAUCCACCAUGCAUUGGGGGACGGGAUUUCGCUGAUGUCGAUGCUUCAAGAGUGGUGCCGGAGGGCCGAUCAUGAACUGGAUCGGAGGUCGAGUAUGGGUUCAAUGGGUACUUAUUCUAAUUCGUCGUCAAACCAGGAGAAGCAAUGGACGCAGUUGUGGAAGGUAGUGGUGGGAAUGCUGAUGGGGUUGGGUUUUAUUAUGGAGUUUGUGUUGAGGGCUUUGUGGGUGAAAGACAAGACAACCGCCGUGAGCGGCGGCGCUGGGGUGGAGCUGUGGCCGAGGAAGCUUGCCACAGCGAAGUUCUGGUUGGAUGACAUGAAAGCGGUGAAAAAAGUCGUUACUAAUGCGACAAUUAACGACGUACUUUUUGGCGUAAUUUCAUCUGGACUAUCGAGAUAUUUGGAUUUGCGAACCCCAAAAGCUCUUCAAGACGGUGUUCAAAUUACGGGACUAGCCAUGGUUAAUUUGAGGAAACAAUCAGGAUUACAGGAACUUUCGGAUAUGUUGAAAGGCAAUUCAGGAAAUCGGUGGGGUAACAAAUUUGGUAUGCUUCUCGUACCUUUUUAUUAUCGUCGAAGUGGAGCUAAUCCUCUACAGUAUGUGAAGAUAGCCAAACAAAUGAUGGACCACAAGAAACAGUCUUUGGAGGCUCACUUCUCUUACAACAUGGAAAAGCUUCUCAUGUCCUAUUUUGGACCACAGGUUGCAACCAGGUUGAACUACAGGAUUGUAUGCAACACAACCUUUUUAAUCUCAAAUGUGAUGGGCCCAAAAGAGGAGAUUACAAUUGCCGGAAAUCCUGUAAAGUAUCUGAGGUUGAAUAACACUAGCCUACCCCAUGCAAUCACAAUGCACAUGUUGAGCUAUGCAGGACGAGUUGAUAUGCAAAUACUAGUGGCAAAAGAUAUCAUACCUGACCCACAAGUUCUAGCAAAGUGCUUUGAAGAUGCCCUACACCAAAUGAAGGAGGCUGCAACUAAAGAAUGAGGAAUAUCUUAGCCAAUAUUUCCUCAUCUGAUCUCUUAAUAAUUAUCUUUUGGAUUAGUUUGUUGUGUUGUUGUAGUUUAUCUUGUAGUGUAGUUUAUCUUUAUCUUCUUUUCCCUUUCUUUUCUAAUUCCGUUAAGAUCUUAUCCAUCCAAGUAUGGACCUGAUGCCGGUCAAAGUCCUUGAAAUUAUUCAAGAAGUCAUUGCGUCGAUCGAAGAGUCUUUUUAAGUUUCUAAGUGGUUUUUGAGUUUCAAAGAGUCAAACACAUUUUUCUAUUAGUCUAUGGUCAAGUCCUUUUUAACUUGUCUUGAAAAUGCAAGUGUCUUUUCCUAUUCUUGGAGGGUUGUUCCAAGUAGUCUAUAAAUUCUAUUGUUAUGAAUGAAAUGGUAGUAGAGA
Rhododendron vialii is the source of this 1829-nucleotide messenger RNA. Its product is annotated as wax ester synthase/diacylglycerol acyltransferase 4-like. The transcript has 7 exons. Gene Ontology annotation, biological process: triglyceride biosynthetic process. Bases 47 to 1435 code for a protein of 462 amino acids. Lineage: Eukaryota; Viridiplantae; Streptophyta; Magnoliopsida; Ericales; Ericaceae. Gene Ontology annotation, molecular function: long-chain-alcohol O-fatty-acyltransferase activity; diacylglycerol O-acyltransferase activity. The record is from RefSeq and is a predicted model, not a curated record. Gene Ontology annotation, cellular component: plasma membrane.